AUGAUGUUGGGUUUUUCAGUAUGUUUAGUCUUGUUACUAUGUCAUUCUAUAACUGUGUCACAACUGCGAAAACUUGAUCCAGAUUGUGAUUAUAAUAUUACACAAUUGAUUCAAAGUAAAGGUUAUCCAUGUGAAGAACAUAAAGUAAUUACAAAUGAUGGCUAUAUUCUUGGUGUUUUUCGUAUUCCAUACGGUCGAAAAUCAUCAGCAAAAGGACGACCUGUUCUUCUUCAACAUGGUCUUCUCGAUACUGCUACCACAUGGGUAAUCAACUUUUCUGAUCAAAAUCUUGCUUUUAUUCUACCGGAUACUGGCUAUGAUGUUUGGCUUGGUAAUGUUCGUGGAAAUUAUUAUUCACGUGCACAUGUUAAAUACAAUCCUGAUUAUGAUGAAGAAUUUUGGGAUUUUAGUUGGGAUGAAAUGGCAAAAGAUGAUCUUCCAUCAAUGAUUAAUUAUAUACUAAAUGUAACAAAAUAUACACAAAUUGGUUAUAUUGGACAUCAAAAAACACCUUUAAGAUAUUUAGAUACUGACAGUAAAGAACUCGAGUGUUAUUGGCAUAAACUCUUUGGUCGAAAUGAAUUUCUACCAACAUCUCCUGUUCUACAAUGGCUUGGAAAAUAUGCUUGUGGAGAAUUUUUUUUCGAUCGCCUAAUUUGUGAAAAUGUGUUAUUUAUCAUUGGUGAACCAGAUAAAAAGAAUAUGAAUAGUUCACGUAUUCCUGUCUAUACAUCACAUGGACCAUCUGAAACAUCCGUCAAGAAUAUGGUUCAUUUUAUGCAAUGUGGAAGAUCAAAUCAAUUUCAAGCUUAUAAUUAUGGUUCACCAGAAAAAAAUGAAUUACAUUACAAUCAAACAAGUCCACCACUAUAUUCUAUUCGUCCAAUGACAGUACCAACAGCAUUAUUUUGA
Messenger RNA from Rotaria sp. Silwood1, 912 nucleotides. The record is from the annotation of a GenBank genome assembly. NCBI's taxonomy places the organism in Eukaryota, Metazoa, Rotifera, Eurotatoria, Philodinida, Philodinidae.